Molecule: messenger RNA, 855 nt
Organism: Gossypium arboreum
Lineage: Eukaryota; Viridiplantae; Streptophyta; Magnoliopsida; Malvales; Malvaceae
Exons: 3
Coding region: 1-855 (284 amino acids)
Source: RefSeq, a predicted model, not a curated record
AUGAACUUUCAAGGGAAGCUGCCAUCGCAAACAGAACCAAACCCGAGGAAAAAUGCAAAUGCAGUAACGCUGAGAAGUGGAAAGGUGCUGGAACCAAUUCCUAGCAGAAAUCUUGGCCAAGAAAGUGCCCAAGAAAAACCUGAAAACGAUGAACAGUGUCGGAAAAGUAAGGAAGACAAGGAGAUCCUUGAAAUAGUCAGGAAUGUCGAGAUCAAUUUACCACUGUUAGAUGCCAUCAGACAGAUUCCGCGGUAUGCCAAGUUCCUCAAAGAGCUUUGCACUAACAAACGAAAACUAACAGGUAAUGAAAAGGUAAGUGUUGGUGAGAAUGUUUCCGUAGUGCUACAGCGGAAAAUGCCAGUUAAAUGUAAAGAUAGGGGUGCUAUUAUUCAAUUGGCGGACAUGUCUAUUGUGCAUCCCGAAGGAGUCCUCGAGGACGUCUUGGUAAAAGUUAAUGAACUUAUUUUCCCUGCAGAUUUCUACGUAAUAAAGAUGGAGGAGGACAACACUGCUGGAUCUUCGGACCUCUUGUUGGGCCGACCCUUCCUUAGUACUGCUAGCACCAAGAUCGAUAUUCGAAGCGGCACUCUUACGAUAGAAUUUGAUGGGGAGAUCGUGAAAUUUAAUGUUUACGAUGCCAUUAGCCAUCCCAGCGAAAUCUUGAGCAUAAACCGCGUCGACAUGAUUGACUCAUUAGUAGACGAGACUUUUGAGUUAACUUAUGAAGACAAAUCUGAAUAUAGAUAUGAUGAUUAUGAAUUUGUUAAUAUAUUAUUGUCCCCAUCAAAAACUAAACUUCUACCUUCUGUUGUGCAAGCUCUAGAUUUAAUUGAAACCGCUUCCCGAGCAUCUUAA